AAUUGUAGAUUUAUGUCUUCAUCUUCGUAUCCCUAAUUUGGACGCUAGACCAGACACUGUUUCAUAUUUUCUUUUGAGGAUAACAAAUAUACAAAUUUUGCAUGCGAGUAGUUCAUGAAUUGCAAAAUAAGUAACAUAAACCCGAAUUUUUGUUUUUAUUUUAUUUCGGAACAAGGACUCGGAGCCUGGAAAUUCUCAGGGAAGGGCUUUCCGGCCAAUUAUAAAUACCUUCCUUUCUCCAAUCAAUGUUCUCACCACCGCUAAAUCAUCUCCAUUUUUCCCUCUCUCAUUUCUUUCUUCCCUUGAUUUCUCUCCCUGAUCCAACGAUGACGGUCACCGUCCUCAUUGAGAAUCCCGAGUUUGGAGUUGCGGCGGAGGAGAAGGGGGUGGAUGAAGAGUCGGAAUUGGUGCUGGACGGAGGGUUUCUGGUGCCCUACGCCAAUUCGUUCGGCCACGGCUUUAGGGACUAUCAUGCGGAAAGCGAAAGGCAAGAAGGGGUAGAGAAUUUCUACAAACUCAAUCACAUUAAUCAAACUUACGAUUUCGUGAAGAAGAUGAGAAAAGAGUACGGUCAACUGAACAGAGUGGAGAUGAGCAUAUGGGAGUGCUGUGAGCUUCUCAAUGACGUGGUUGAUGAGAGCGAUCCUGAUUUGGAUGAACCUCAAAUCGAACACUUGUUGCAGACCGCUGAAGCCAUCAGAAAGGAUUAUCCUAACGAAGAUUGGCUGCAUUUGACUGCUCUUAUACAUGACCUUGGAAAGGUGCUUCUCCUUCCAAGCUUUGGUGGUCUUCCUCAAUGGGCGGUUGUGGGAGACACCUACCCUUUGGGUUGUGCUUUUGAUAAAUCCAUUGUCCACCACAAGUAUUUCAUGGAAAAUCCUGGUUACUAUAAUCCCGCAUAUAACUCUAAAUACGGAGUUUACUCACCAAAUUGUGGACUUGACAAUGUAGUGAUGUCGUGGGGGCAUGAUGACUAUAUGUAUUUGGUGGCAAAGGAGAAUAAUACUACUUUACCUUCUGCAGCACUUUUUGUUAUCAGAUACCACUCAUUCUACUCAUUACAUAGAUCUCAUGCAUAUAAGCACUUGAUGAAUGAGGAGGAUGUCGAAAACCUGAAGUGGCUGCGCAUAUUCAACAAGUAUGAUCUCUACAGCAAGAGUAAAGUCCGGGUUAACGUUGACAAAGUGAAGCCGUAUUAUCUCUCUCUCGUUGAGAAGUACUUUCCUGCCAAGCUACGAUGGUAAAACAAAACCUGUGAGAUUUGAGUUCUGUGAAUGGUUGACACAUAAGGUGAAAUGGGGUCAGCAAUAGCAUGCAGCAGGCUAGAGAUUUGGAGCUUGGGGGUAAAUUGGCUCAAACUAGUCACCAAAGUUGUGUAUUAAAUAAUAAAUAAUAAUAAUAAUAAUAAUAAAAACAAAAGUCGUUCUUUUCUAGCUUCUGUGCAAAUAUUGUACCAGGUUUUCACUCAAUAAAACUAUUGGUUUAUUCCCGUGACUUGUCCACUUAUAUAAGACUACAAAACUACCUGCAUCUUGACAGGAAGGAAGGUGUUCCUAUCGGUAAUAAGUGAAAGCAAUAUUAUGGACUUUAAAUGAAAACUAAACUAGUGGGUGAAAACUGAAAACCAAAAUGCAUAAAGUUGAUAAUUGCACAACAGAUCCGUCUUAAACGAUACUGAUCAACACAACAGUAUGGGUUGAACCUUUGUUUGCCAUGAUGUGCUGCCAAAUUAAUCAGCUUGGAUAUAAAUAUACAGAGAUUCAUGGAUCCUUAGGCUAAUCUCAACACAAGAAUCCUCCAUGAGAUCGAAGGACACCGAGUCAAAUAAAUAGUUUCAAGUUUCAGCAAACCGGAUAGCACAUAUUUUUAUUCAACCAGAUGCCUGCCAGUUGGAAAUACAGCAACUUAAAUUUUUUGGUACACAUGAUAAUUAGAUCAUUAUAUUCAUAUGUUAUCUUUUAUCUAGUUUAUGUGUCAAAUUAAACUGGAAAUUCUAAUGAGAAUGUUAGGAAUGUAAAUCAGAGAUAUUUAAGGGUAUACUAGUAACUGAGUGAGGAAGGAGGGACUGAGGCAUUUUGUGAGUGAAUUAGGCUUGGGAGAGAUUUCAAAGGGAGGGUGCCCGUACCUCAAAUUACUUGUUGAUCUUGUAGUUUCUUCUUAAUAUUGCAAAUAUAUUAGUUUUC
Molecule: messenger RNA, 2183 nt
Organism: Benincasa hispida (wax gourd)
Lineage: Eukaryota; Viridiplantae; Streptophyta; Magnoliopsida; Cucurbitales; Cucurbitaceae
Product: inositol oxygenase 1-like
Biological process (GO): inositol catabolic process
Cellular component (GO): cytoplasm
Molecular function (GO): iron ion binding; inositol oxygenase activity
Source: RefSeq, a predicted model, not a curated record